Messenger RNA from Drosophila subobscura, 719 nucleotides. It is a transcript of the gene Cpr57A, whose product is annotated as cuticle protein 16.8. Gene Ontology annotation, molecular function: structural constituent of chitin-based larval cuticle. The transcript is spliced from 3 exons. The record is from RefSeq and is a predicted model, not a curated record. NCBI's taxonomy places the organism in Eukaryota, Metazoa, Arthropoda, Insecta, Diptera, Drosophilidae. Gene Ontology annotation, cellular component: chitin-based extracellular matrix. The coding region runs from base 107 to 685 and encodes 192 amino acids.
CGACGCUGAACACAAGAUGUUGCCCAAGUCUCAGUUUCAGUUACCGUUCGAAGCUCAACAGCGCAGGCAGUGCCGAACACUCUAGACCCAGACUCAGACAAUAGACAUGGCCAUGAAGCAGCAAUUGAUGAUCAUUUUGGUCGUGUACGCUUGGAGCGUCGCCAGCGAUGUGUCUCACCUGGUCAACCAGCAGCACCAGGAGAAACACAGCCCCGCCAAUCCCUAUGUCUUCAGCUAUCAGGCUGGACGUGCGCCCGGCCAUGUGGAUCGCCAGCACACGGAGGUGUCCGAUGGUUCGGGUGUCAUUCGCGGCGCCUUCUCCUACGUGGAUCCCAAGAACCAAGUGCGCACCGUGCAGUAUGUGGCCGAUGAGAACGGCUUCCAUCCGCAGCUGAGCCACCAGCUGGAGGACAGCGCCGCCGUCAAGGCAGCCAAGCGCAGACAUUUCGAGGCAUACAACCGCAUUGCGCAAGAGCAUGCAAGCCACACGCCCGGCCAAGCGUCGCUAGCUGCAGCUCCUCACGCCAGCGCCGCUGUGGCGCAUGCAACGCAGAAGCAUCUGAGCGCCUUCGAGCGCAUCGCAGCGGAGCAUGCGGCCAUUGGGGCACAGCAGGAGGCACAGCGUCUGGCUCUGGCUGCCCAGUCCGAGCAUGGUGAGGUUGAGGAUGGACAGUAUCAUCCUUGAGCCACAAAUUGCAUUAAAAAUAAAUAAAUUAUGA